Molecule: messenger RNA, 1377 nt
Organism: Dovyalis caffra
Lineage: Eukaryota; Viridiplantae; Streptophyta; Magnoliopsida; Malpighiales; Salicaceae
Source: the annotation of a GenBank genome assembly
AUGGUCACUUUGUGGAAAAUCAUUAGGGCGUUUAGGAAAGCCGAUGCAUAUGGGAAAAUAAGAGGAAAGGGACUCGGAUUUCUGGCCGAAGCCAUAGAUCUUUUUUGGAGUCAGAAAGUUAGCACCCCAAAAGUUCUACCCUGGACGUCCAGAUACGGUUGCCGGUUCUAUAUCUCAAUCCGUUACGGUAACCGAGCGGUGGAGAGAAGGGAAUUCAUCGAUCCUUUUUCAGGGAAAGCGGGAGGGGGAAGAUGGCUUACUAGACAGGGACGAGUUGGCUUAACCGUGGAAGGGGAGGCAGAGGAUAGUAACCUGCCUUGUUGUAGGAGAAACCGCGUAUACCUUUGUCUACAAGCUUUGGCCUAUAACCCUACGGUCCCUGGCGCCCUGCCUUGUAGAAUCAAAUUCACCUGGAGCAGGCUGCGAAGUCGAGAUCGGACGAGAAGAGCAGGUAGUGGACCGGAUCUCGUAGGGAAUCCCAUCUGUCGUGAAGAGGAGAGGAAGGCAUCAAAAGAGCAUGCGGGUCUCGUCACUACUCCACUUCCAUCCAAUAUCCUAACGACCGCUUCGGAUCCUGCUCCUCUGCAAUUUCUGGCCCCAUAUUCUGGCUGUGCCAUGGGAGAAUAUUUCCGUGAUAAUGGAAUGCACGCAUUAAUAAUCUAUGAUGAUCUUAGUAAACAGGCCGUCGCUUAUCGACAAAUGUCUCUUCUAUUACGAAGACCACCUGGUCGUGAAGCUUAUCCAGGAGAUGUUUUUUAUUUGCAUUCACGUCUCUUAGAAAGAGCAGCUAAACGAUCGGACCAGACAGGUGCAGGGAGCUUGACCGCCUUACCAGUCAUUGAAACACAAGCUGGAGACGUAUCGGCUUAUAUUCCUACAAAUGUAAUUUCCAUUACUGAUGGACAAAUCUGUUUAGAAACAGAACUCUUUUAUCGCGGAAUUAGACCUGCUAUUAACGUCGGCUUAUCUGUCAGUCGCGUCGGGUCUGCUGCUCAGUUAAAAGCUAUGAAAAAAGUAUGCGGAAGUUUAAAACUAGAAUUGGCACAAUAUCGAGAAGUCGCUGCCUUUGCUCAAUUUGGAUCAGACCUUGAUCCUGCAACUCAAGCAUUACUCAAUAGAGGAGCAAGGCUCACAGAAGUACUAAAACAACCACAAUAUACACCACUACCAAUUGAAAAAGAAAUUCUAGUCAUUUAUGCUGCUGUCAAUGGAUUCUGUGAUCGAAUGCCACUAGACAGAAUUACUCAAUAUGAAAGAAUCAUUACAAAUAGUAUCAAACCAGAAUUACUAGAAGAACUCAAAAGUGGGUUAACUGACGAAAAAAAGAGAACUAGAUACCUUUCUACAAGAAAGUGCGUUGACUUUAAUAUAAUAUGA